Messenger RNA from Oncorhynchus gorbuscha (pink salmon), 3746 nucleotides. Its product is annotated as acyl-CoA Delta-4 desaturase-like. Gene Ontology annotation, molecular function: oxidoreductase activity, acting on paired donors, with oxidation of a pair of donors resulting in the reduction of molecular oxygen to two molecules of water. Gene Ontology annotation, biological process: lipid metabolic process. Bases 430 to 1794 code for a protein of 454 amino acids. Lineage: Eukaryota; Metazoa; Chordata; Actinopteri; Salmoniformes; Salmonidae. The record is from RefSeq and is a predicted model, not a curated record. The transcript is spliced from 15 exons. Gene Ontology annotation, cellular component: membrane.
CUACAGUUAGUUAUGUAACGAAAUAUACCGUUAAUAGCCUACUGGUGAUUUGAUUGGAUAGAUGAUGAGACGGGUGAUCAGAAAGAAGUAAAUGUAUUUGCAUGAAUAGGACAAGGAGAGAGGAAAAGAGAGAGGAUUGCACAUCUGGAAAUGUUGGUAUUCGUCAUUCGAUAUUUUCAGCAUCUGAAUUGAACAACACAUUUUGUUGUACAACGCUGUCUGGAAAACAUCUCCCUUCCCUCUGGCAAAAGAAUCGCAGCUGGCUUAUCUAGGGGAAAUCUCUCAGAUCUGCCUCCAGGACAAGACUCAUCCCAAUAAACAUCCAACUGUAGAAGAGUCACACCAUUUCACCACUGUGUUUCAGUUGGACAGACUGGACAGAGUGCAGCCGACACAGCGACGGUGUGAGUGGAGCAGAGAGAACCGAGGAUGGGGGGCGGAGGUCAGCAGACGGAGUCAAGCGAGCCGGCCAAGGGUGACGGGGUUGGGCCCGGUGGAGGGCGAGGUGGCAGUGCAGUCUACACCUGGGAAGAGGUCCAGAAGCACUGCCACAGAAGCGACCAGUGGUUGGUCAUCGACAGGAAGGUCUAUAAUAUUACCCAGUGGGCGAAGAGACACCCGGGGGGCAUCAGGGUCAUCAGUCACUUUGCUGGAGAAGAUGCCACGGAAGCAUUUUCCGCGUUCCAUCCCGAUCCUAAUUUUGUCAGGAAGUUUCUGAAGCCGUUGCUGAUUGGAGAGCUGGCACCGACAGAGCCCAGCCAGGACCAGGGGAAAAACGCAGUACUGGUGCAGGACUUCCAGGCCCUGCGUGACCAAGUGGAGAGUGAGGGUCUCCUCCGUGCCAGCCCCCUCUUCUUCAGCCUCUACCUGGGCCACAUCCUGCUACUAGAGGCCCUGGCUUUGGGCCUGCUCUGGGUCUGGGGGACCAGCUGGAGCCUCACACUGCUCUGUUCCCUCAUGCUGGCCACGUCUCAGGCCCAAGCUGGCUGGCUGCAGCAUGACUACGGCCACCUGUCAGUCUGCAAGACAUCCGGCUGGAACCACAAACUGCACAAGUUUGUCAUUGGACACCUAAAGGGUGCCUCUGCUAACUGGUGGAACCAUCGUCACUUCCAGCACCACGCUAAGCCCAACGUGUUUAGUAAAGAUCCUGAUAUCAACUCACUACAUGUCUUCGUCCUGGGAGACAAACAGCCUGUAGAGUAUGGUAUAAAGAAGUUGAAGUACAUGCCCUACCAUCACCAACACCAGUACUUCUUCCUCAUUGGACCCCCACUAAUCGUUCCAGUGUUUUUCAACAUCCAGAUAUUCCGGACCAUGUUUUCACAACGAGACUGGGUGGAUCUGACGUGGUCGAUGAGUUUCUACCUUCGCUUCUUCUGCUGUUACUAUCCAUUCUUUGGUUUCUUUGGCUCAGUAGCAUUGAUCAGCUUCGUCAGGUUUUUGGAAAGCCACUGGUUUGUAUGGGUGACCCAGAUGAGUCACCUUCCUAUGGAGAUGGAUCACGAGCGACAACAGGACUGGCUCACCAUGCAGUUGAGUGCUACUUGCAACAUUGAACAGUCAACCUUCAACGACUGGUUCAGUGGACACCUCAACUUUCAGAUUGAACACCAUCUGUUUCCUACCAUGCCCCGUCAUAACUACCACCUGGUGGCUCCUCUGGUCCGUGCUUUGUGUGAGAAACAUGGAGUUCCCUACCAGGUCAAGACUUUGCAGAAAGGCAUGACUGAUGUUGUCAGGUCACUGAAGAAGUCAGGGGAUCUGUGGCUGGAUGCGUAUCUCCAUAAAUAAAUCCCUUCCUGACUCUGGACGGGAUUUAAUCCAUCGCAGAUUAACGACCUGCGAACAGAGAGGACAUUUCCUGGAUGUUUUUGAUAAUAAUGAUCACUGCAAACAUUAUUGUGAUAUAAUUGUUUUAAAUCUUGUCAGCAGUGAAUGGGGAUCCAUAGCAUAAAUAGAGGGUUUAUAUAGUAGGGCCAGGCGUUUAAAAAAAACAAAAAAACAAUUUAUUGACCAAAAUUCCCAGCAUUAUCCACUGGGUUUGAUGCAGGCAGAAAAUCCUAGGAAAUGCUCUGUAAUUGACACAAGGCUCAGUCAUUCCAGUCUGGUUGUCCCUUCGUUUCUGGUGGAGGGAUCGCCUGAACCAGGGGAGGCGCAGCAUAUGAAUCUUUAUUUCACAAAAACUAUUAUUUGGCAGGGAAUUCUAUUUGUAGAUCAGUGAUUUUACACCUCGUUUUUCUCAAGCUGAUCGCCUCCCAACAGACUCAAUCCCUGAUCACAGGAGGUUAUAUAAAUGGGGCAAUUAGGACACUUAAAGGGGAAAGACUAUGAAUCAAAGCAGACAAUAUAAGUGUACAAUAAAACAUCUCUAUCGCUUGAAAUUCCCCGCUGGGAUGUUCUUUGCAGACAACAAUAUUUUCUGCAAAACCUGCAAUUUAGCGUCACAUUUUAAAUGGAAAAACAGGAUAGAUAGGAUAGACAGCCAUCUGACAUAAUUAUGCCGUCUCAGAAGAAUGCUUCAACCUUGAAACGUUGUGGGGGAUAUAUAGUGAAACAGUCUCGUCCUUACAUAACAAGACAACAUCAAUCAACAACAAUAUUUCACGACGUCUUGGUUGUCUGUUAAUUAACAAAUGGGUAUGAUAGGCAUUUUUGUAUCCGAAAAUGUAGAGGGUGGAAUAUAGACUAUUUUCAGAAUACUAAUGGCUCGCCUAUUUCCAUUUACUAUAGAAAUAACACCUUUUAUCCAUCUCUGUUAAGACGUCAGUAUCUGGAGAGAUGCGCUUCUCCGCCUCCACAAGGUUCAUGUAAAAGCGCAGCUACUCGGAGUGAUAUUCUAACACUGUCGAAUAGAUCUCUGCCUGUAAAUACACUCUAUCAGCCAGAACAACUUUAACAUCUUCACCCAGCUCUCAUACACAAUGUGUGACAGUGGAUUUGUCCGUUACUAUGGAGAUGCUUUCCGUUUUGUGUUUUUUACCGGAGACUGCGCCUCGGUUCUUUAAGUGUCUUAAUGAAGGUGCGCAAUUUGGGAUUGUCAACUUUUUUGAGCGGGAUGUUGGCGCUUGCAAAAGCCAUAUCCUCACAAUUUAUUCUAUAGCAAAUUAAAAUGCCUACUUGGUUCUGAAUUGUGUUACAUUUUCUUACAUAAAAUACCUAUCAUUCCCAUAAUAAUGUUAAUACCAGGCAAUGAAUAAGUAAAAUAUGUAUGUCGAUAAUGUCCUUAUAAGACGCUAAUAACUGCUGAUGAGAAUAAUUGUUGGUGAUUAUUUCAUUUGAAGUCAAUCCACAUGGUUGGGAAUUGAUUUUGGACUUAUUGGAUAUUUAUGUUUAUAUGAUCAUGGUGUGAGAAAGUGCUUAUAUCAGCAACUUGAGGUCAGUUUAUCGAAAUGCGGGUUAGGAAAACAACAACCGAAACGCCUUAAUUAUUGGUGACUAGAUAGACUAUUCCUCCCCAAACGGAAAAAAUACAUUGAUAUAUAUUUUAAAUAUAUGUUUAAGCCUUAUAUUACAUAUAUUUAAAUAUAUCGACAUAUUACAAAAUUGCCCUUUUUUAUAUUUCUACAAAUAUGUUUAUAUCUUUAAAUAUCUGGAAAUACAUUUUGAUAGCGUGCUGUGGUAGCUAGUAAAAUACUUUACCAAUUAUAUUUCAUAAAUAUAUUUUGCCAUAUUUUAAUGAAUUGAAAUGUUUGCCUUUUACCUGAAUACUGUUGCUAGGCUACAUUAAAAUCCAUUGCAUAACA